GUUGCUUUACAGGUUCGGCGCCACAGGCAACAUAAGGAACAACUAUGAGUAUGGCGACCAAGACACUUUUGGUGUUCGUCAUGGUUGGAAUGCUGGGCGCGAGCAAUAGCGAGGAGGACCAGUUGGAGACGUGCUACAGCGUCAGAAAUCAAAAAGAGUUUGAUUGGAGUAAGUUCAUGAAACAAGAGUGGGUGAUUGGGCUCGACCAAUGGGGAGGACAUAAAUACACCAUGCGGGGCUGCGGUACGUACACGUUUAAUCCGAAGGACAAGGGACACUGGCUUUUCCGCGAAUACAGUCCAGAUUCGAAAGAUCCCUACUACACCAAGAAAGAAAAUGCUACUUUCGAGAACGGCAUCUUCCACGUGGUAGAAGAUUUCGAUUGCUAUGUGUGUGAUGAUCUGGACCGCGUAGAGAUAUUGGACACCGAUUACGACAACUGGGCCGUGAUACGACACUGCCGACAAGAGGAAGGACGAUCGAAAGCUUACGAAUGGUUUCACGUUCUCCUUAAGAAAAAAUUCGUAAACAGCGUUCCCAAUAAUCUCGUCGAAAAGGCCCGUAACGCCAUGAAGAAGAAAGGAAUCCGGAACAUUAAACAAGUGAAAUUUUGGCCGACGCCUUGCGUGCUGCAGUGAGCAACCAUCACGUCACGAGGGCUAGGUGGUCGGUCAUGACGAGGCUGACAUCGCUGAAGCGCUGUAAUAAAGAAUGCGCUAC
Rhipicephalus microplus (southern cattle tick) is the source of this 720-nucleotide messenger RNA. RefSeq lists its product as uncharacterized. The record is from RefSeq and is a predicted model, not a curated record. Lineage: Eukaryota; Metazoa; Arthropoda; Arachnida; Ixodida; Ixodidae.